AUGAGUACCGAUUUCGACAGAAUUUAUUAUAACCAGUCAAAGGUGAGCGGUCGCUUCCGUUUGGGCGAAGGUGGCCUGGGAUGGAAGGCUUCCGCCACUGGCGGGUCGGCUGCCAUGCAAAACAACGAACCAAUUCUCUUGACUGCGGACGAACUGGCUUCCGUGCAAUGGAGUAGAGGGUGCCGUGGCUACGAACUAAAGAUUAACACGAAGAACAAGGGCGUGGUGCAGUUGGACGGUUUCUCGCAGGAAGAUUUCACAUUGUUAAAGAACGAUCUCCAGCGCAGAUUCAACGUGCAGUUGGAACACAAGGACCACUCGCUUCGGGGAUGGAAUUGGGGUACUACCGAUCUGACAAGAAACGAGCUGAUCUUCUCCCUAAACGGGAAACCAACUUUCGAAAUACCAUAUUCGCAUAUCAGUAACACGAAUUUAACAUCAAAGAACGAAGUUGCGCUGGAAUUCGACUUGCAGAAGGAUGGUUACAAUCCAGCCGGCGAUGAACUGGUUGAGAUGCGCUUGUACGUUCCCGGCGUGGUCACACAAGAGGAUCGCCAUAGCAGUCCGGCAGAAGAUGCAGAUGUAGACAUGGAAAAGGACAACAAAGAAGAGAAGUCGAUCGCUGAAGCAUUUUACGAGGAGUUACGUGCCAAGGCGGAGAUUGGCGAGGUUUCUGGUGAUGCUAUAAUUUCAUUCCAAGACGUAUUUUUCACAACGCCCAGAGGUCGUUACGACAUCGACAUUUACAAGAACUCCAUCAGACUGCGGGGUAAGACAUAUGAGUAUAAACUUCAGCACCGCCAGAUUCAGCGUAUUUUUUCCUUGCCUAAGGCUGACGAUAUCCAUCAUUUGAUGGUUCUUUCGAUCGAGCCCCCUCUACGGCAGGGCCAAACUACGUACCCUUACCUAGUGCUGCAGUUCCAAAAGGACGAGGAAACGGAGGUGCAGCUCAAUGUCGAGGAUGAUGAGUUUGAAAGACUUUACAAAGAUAAGCUAAAGAAGCAAUACGAUGCGAAGACACAUGUUGUGCUGAGCCAUGUAUUGAAGGGCCUCACCGACACACGUGUUGUCGUUCCCGGCGAAUAUAAGUCGAAGCAUGAGCAAUGUGCUGUGUCCUGUUCGUUCAAAGCCAACGAAGGCCACCUCUACCCGCUCGAUAAUGCUUUUAUGUUUUUGACCAAACCGACGUUGUACAUUCCCUUCCAGGACGUCAGCUCCGUCAACAUAUCGCGCGCAGGGCAGGCUACCACUUCUUCCCGCACGUUUGAUCUGGAAGUUGUUCUGCGCUCUAAUAGGGGCUCCACCACAUUUGCCAACAUAUCUAAAGAGGAACAACAGAUUUUAGAAAGCUUUUUGAAGUCCAAAAACGUCCGCGUCAAAAACGAAGAGAAAGAGACUCAGCAGCGCCUACAAACAGCCCUUGGCUCUGACAGCGAAGAUGAGGACGUUAACAUGGGUUCUGCUGCAGAGGACGAUGAGUCUGUGGACGAGGAUUUCCAGGCGGAGUCGGAAGACGAUGACGUCGCGGAGGAGUUUGACUCAGACGCCGGUGUCUCGGAGAGUGAAACUGAAGCCGCCGAUGGCGCAGACACCGAGGACAGGCCUUCGAAGAAAGCUAAACUCGCGUAA
Molecule: messenger RNA, 1629 nt
Organism: Eremothecium gossypii ATCC 10895
Lineage: Eukaryota; Fungi; Ascomycota; Saccharomycetes; Saccharomycetales; Saccharomycetaceae
Gene: POB3
Product: FACT complex subunit POB3
Exons: 1
Coding region: 1-1629 (542 amino acids)
Cellular component (GO): nucleus; FACT complex
Molecular function (GO): nucleosome binding; DNA binding; histone binding
Source: RefSeq, marked provisional